Messenger RNA from Lactuca virosa, 650 nucleotides. NCBI's taxonomy places the organism in Eukaryota, Viridiplantae, Streptophyta, Magnoliopsida, Asterales, Asteraceae. The record is from the annotation of a GenBank genome assembly.
AAUCCAUUUGACGUACUUAGAGUUUUCUCUGAUCAUGGCGUCUCAGAAAUCGAUCUGGUUUUUAGUUGCCAUGUUCAUCAGUUUCUUAUGUUCUUCAUAUGCUGUCACCUUGGAAGUUGGUGACGAUGAUGGGUGGACCUUAAACCCUAUUGAAGACUAUAAUGCAUGGUCCGGCAGAUUGAGAUUUCUGGUCAAUGAUACCCUGUAUUUCAAGUAUGAAGAUGUCACGGAUUCUGUUUUGGUGGUGGACAAAGAUGAUUACGACAACUGCAAUGUUGAUAAUGCCAUCGAGAAGCUGAAUGGUGGUGAAUCGUAUUUCAAACUUGAACAACCGGGUCCUCAUUACUUCAUUACUGGUAAUAAAUCCAACUGUGAUCAAGGUCAGAAGCUUAUUGUGUCAGUUUUGCACAUCAGAACCCAAUCGCCACCUUCAAUUCCACGUGCUCCAUCAACCCUUCCACCAGCACCGUCAUCUCCUCUCACAGUUGUUGGUUGGUGGAGAAAAUAGGUGAAGGAAAAGGUGGUCAAAGAAGAUGGCCAUAGAAAAUUGUUAAUCAAUGUAAAAGCUAGUUGGCAGUAGUCCAAAUUAGUGGGUAGAAUUUCAGAUUACCAAAGAUUGUGUUAGCCUUCAUUUUUUACUAACUAGGUAG